CAUGUCGCACAAAGCUGUUGUAUAAAUAACUCUGACUGUGGGUGGGACGACCGAUGUUUGAAGAAUUACCUAUUACGAGAGCCAAAGUUGAGGAUUUUGAAGUUUCAUGUCCACCUUUAGCUAAUGCAUUUCACUUUUAAAUGUGAGAACUACAAUUGGUACAGCAAUGGGAAAAAGGAACGCCGCGAACCUACUCCAGGUCCAAGAUUAUCUCCCCCUGUCAAAGACCCUUGCCUUCAUCGCGUCUUGGACGGUCGGAAACUGCAUUCGAUUUAACGAGAAACGAAACGAGUUUGAAGCAACGACGCAGAAAAAUGGACAACUUGGAAAAGCUCGUCGGUUUAUGUCACAACUGGCGACUGUUCUCCUCGGAUUGCAAACAACGAGACUUAUGAGCGUUUUAAAGGCGACCGGAUUUAUACAGAAUAUUCCAUCCGUUCUCCUGUACGUCGGAUUUUCCGCAUCUUACCGAAUGGGACUAGCUUCGUACAAGCAUGCUGGCGAAAUUGCACAAUUUUUAAACACGCUGGUGCAAUACGAAAAACGGUCGGAUGGACAACAACAAUCAAACAAACCACCUGAACAAAGCAGUGGCAAACUAAAGACAGACAACGUUUCACACAGAAAGAAAAUUCAUAUCUCCAUCAACAAAGCAUUGCUCAGGUCCUUGUUGGAUGACUUUCGAUAUGGAAGAAUGGUGCGUCCAGUUCUGAUUGCAGGUGUUUUCACUCAAACUGUGAUGCCCUCGUUUACUGUGAUACUGCUCCUUAGCAAACCCUGCGUCGCGAAUCUUUUUCUUCGAUCGGCCCUUCAAGAUUGUCCAGCUCGUGGUUGGAUUCCACAACUUGAGGCAUCUUUUUGGGCCAAGCUCGUGACCAGUCUGAGUGACAGCUUUGUUCAUGCGUACACGUUUGGGCAGGCCGUGAUUGCAAUUGGGAUUGUCUUUUUUGCGAGCGUGGAAAUUUUGAGGGAUCACAUGACAAAGUUGAUCCAUGUCACAUCUGAAAUCAAAAAUGGUCAAAACUCAGUCAAUGCUCACACUUUGCAGUGGUUAAUGCGAUAUAAGCAAGUCCAACUUCUCGCCAGACUCUACAACAACAUCGCGUCAGGCGAAUUAAUCGUCAUCAUCAUGUUUGACAUGUUGGCAUUUGGGAUACUCUCCAUUUAUUCAGUCGUUGUUUUGCAUGCAUCCCUAUCCACCGAAAUUCUCAUCACUGUUUGCAUCACUGCGUUUGACACCACAAUCAUGGCACAAAUGAUGAUGUAUCAAACGGCUGGAGAUGUGAAUCACAUGGCGAAAAAACUAAAGCUGUACUGGACACAAAGUCAUGAGAUACAAAAGGGUAAGUACUUGCGAAGAAUGGUCAAGUCGUGCAAUGAAGUCAAACUGAUGGUGGGGAAUUCUGGGAACUAUAUGGAAAGGACAACGCCACUCAUUGUGACACAAAUGACGAUGGAGCAAGCUGUGAGUUUGAUACUUAUGAAGGGCUAAGCGUUACUGUUAUGUACUUUAUUUAUAGCUUAAAACCCACCAAAUGGUAUGAAAAAUUGAUGUUACCAAAACCAAUUAGCAUGAGAAUCACACGAUCGUAUGUAGCCAAUAUUUGAAAACAAUAUUUACUUCAAAUAGUCUUUUGAAAGUUUUAUGUAAUAAAUAUAGGGUGAUAUGUAUCAUCAAACAAACUGACCCGCCCCGUUAGAUAAAAUUAAAGUCAGUGGACUAGAACAAAUAAAAGUUCUGAGUAUGCAAAAUCGAGCAUGUAUCUGUAUUUACAUAUAUUUAAGUACUCAGUUAGUCAUGACCAUAACAUUGGGUCAUAUGCAUAAAAAUAAGUAAAUGCUUUUACCCCAAAAUUUCCUUGGCAAAUUAUUUUUUUACGCCCGAAAUUUUGGAGUAAAAGCAUUUACUUAUUUUUAUGCAUGUGACCCAUUGACUGCCUGCUGACCUCAAUGACAUUCCCUUGUGAAUAAUGUUUGUCGGGCUGAAAUAAUGGUAUUACGAACAUCUUCUGAUGGGUUUUCUAAGGUCAUAAAAUUACUCUUUAAACUGGCAGCUAAGCACGAAACAGAAAAACAAGUAAAUUGUUCAUAGUUGGUAAUUCGUUUGUUUUAGUAUGGAAUCUUG
Folsomia candida is the source of this 2125-nucleotide messenger RNA. RefSeq lists its product as uncharacterized. Bases 167 to 1492 code for a protein of 441 amino acids. NCBI's taxonomy places the organism in Eukaryota, Metazoa, Arthropoda, Collembola, Entomobryomorpha, Isotomidae. The record is from RefSeq and is a predicted model, not a curated record. The transcript is spliced from 3 exons.